This is a messenger RNA of Sphaeroforma arctica JP610, 994 nucleotides long. RefSeq lists its product as hypothetical. The record is from RefSeq and is a predicted model, not a curated record. The transcript has a single exon. NCBI's taxonomy places the organism in Eukaryota, Ichthyosporea, Ichthyophonida. The coding region runs from base 1 to 303 and encodes 100 amino acids.
AUGUGUCCUUCUCGUCGUUACGAAUACAACCUUCCUAUACACAGUGGUAUCUCCAACCUCGAGUUAGUUUCAUCAGGUACUAAUGUGAAUCCAUCCUCUCUUAUACACAGUGGUAUCUUCAACGUACUGGAACUACCCGCGACUGCUGUGUGUGCGGGACUGUCUCACCACGGUCUGCCUGUGGGUGUGCAGUUGAUUGCAGCCAACGGCAACGAUCACCUGACAAUAGCCGUCGCGUGUGCACUGGAAGAUGCCGGUGUCUCUAAGUGGGAACCACCACGUGUGUCAACCAAGGGCGAGUAAAUAAGCUCUGGCAAAACAGGUAUACCUCGGCCAGCCAAGGGGAAAAAAAUAUGGGUUUGUGACUCAUCAUAAGGACUUCAGUGGCUAUCACCACCUUACUAUCACAACGAAUCCGAUGUUUUGUCGGCGGCUGUUGAGGUUAACAAUUGUUCAAGUAGUGUUGGCGAUUAUGGAGCUGUUCUCGCCAAACACUUCAACACUGGGUGGACAGAGAAGCUCAGUCGCAAUAAGGGAUGGGAACUGCGGAUGAGACUGCGUAUCAUGUGACGAGUAAUUGAUCGCAGAGAACGAAAUAGAUAAGCGCUGAAGUGAUCUGCGAAGAGUGACAUUUGUUCGUUUGGAACCAAUGGUGUGUAUGAAUGUACCACAUUGUCCCUCAAAUGAUUACGGAAUGUCUGGUGGGCAAAUCAGCUGCUCCACCGAUGUAGUGAGCAUACACUAGAUGUCACGUGGACACGAGCACCUAAUUCUAUAGAUAUGCUAGAAUGGAUUAAGAUACGAUAGCCUCGUGUGAACGGAUGGCUAUGAAGAUUAGGAAUUGCAAAAAGAUAUAUCUAUUUAGUAUAUGAAUUACUUGACUAAGGCUGGUUCUUUGCUGAGCCGAAUUAAAUGGGCAUCAGGGUUGAAGCGGAAGCAAUCGGUUUUUCUUAGCUUCCAUCUCGUACUUGAUUGUGUGAGUGCAACAUCAGGA